UUGAUUUUGAUUUUUGAAUUUUGCAUAUUUUUGUUUUCUUUUAAACUGGAAGAGGAUGCACAGGGGAAGAAAUUGAAAAAAAUUUUUGUGUUGGCUUUUGUUUACCUGGCGUGUGUGGCAACCAGCUUGCUCCCUCUCUCUGCUUGCUAUUCCUGACCUUUCUUUCUUUUUGCUCCUUUUCAAAAAAAAAUAUUAAUUUCCCCCUCUGUGCAAUGGAGCGUUGGGGGCGGAGGGGGAAGGGUUUGAGAAUCCACCCAAGCCCAGCCCCUUUUCCCCAGAACACCAAUAAUAACCCCCUUUAAAACAUUUACCUUCCUUCUCUGCUCCUCCUCCUCCCCCCUCCCCCACCCGCCCCCAACUCACAACUCUGUUGAGUCCAGAAUCUCAGAAUCGGGCGUUGGGCUUUGCCGGGUGCUUCAGAUCAAUGGAUGAGUUCCACCCGUUCAUCGAGGCGCUGCUGCCUCACGUCCGAGCCUUCUCCUACACCUGGUUCAACCUGCAGGCACGGAAGCGCAAGUACUUCAAGAAGCACGAGAAGCGGAUGUCAAAGGACGAGGAACGGGCGGUGAAGGAUGAGCUGCUGGGCGAGAAGCCUGAGAUUAAGCAGAAGUGGGCAUCCCGGCUGCUGGCCAAGCUGCGCAAAGACAUCCGGCCCGAAUUCCGCGAGGACUUUGUGCUGACCAUCACAGGCAAGAAGCCCCCGUGCUGCGUGCUCUCGAACCCCGACCAGAAGGGCAAGAUCCGGCGGAUUGACUGCCUGCGCCAGGCCGACAAGGUGUGGCGGCUGGACCUGGUCAUGGUGAUUUUGUUUAAGGGGAUCCCCCUGGAAAGUACUGAUGGGGAGCGGCUCUACAAGUCGCCCCAGUGCUCAAAUCCCGGCCUAUGCGUCCAGCCACAUCACAUUGGAGUCACAAUCAAAGAACUGGAUCUUUAUCUGGCUUACUUUGUCCACACUCCGGAAUCCGGACAAUCAGAUAGUUCAAACCAGCAAGGAGAUGCGGACAUCAAACCACUGCCCAACGGGCACUUAAGUUUCCAGGACUGUUUUGUGACUUCCGGGGUCUGGAAUGUGACGGAGCUGGUGAGAGUAUCACAGACUCCUGUUGCGACAGCAUCAGGGCCCAACUUCUCGCUGGCGGACCUGGAGAGUCCCAGCUACUACAACAUAAACCAGGUGACCCUGGGGCGGCGGUCCAUCACCUCCCCUCCUUCCACCAGCACCACCAAGCGCCCCAAGUCUAUCGAUGACAGUGAGAUGGAGAGCCCUGUUGACGACGUGUUUUAUCCCGGUACAGGCCGCUCCCCAGCAGCUGGCAGUAGCCAGUCUAGCGGGUGGCCCAACGAUGUGGAUGCAGGCCCGGCUUCUCUAAAGAAGUCAGGAAAGCUGGACUUCUGCAGUGCCCUCUCUUCUCAGGGCAGCUCCCCGCGCAUGGCUUUCACCCACCACCCGCUGCCUGUGCUUGCUGGAGUCAGACCAGGGAGCCCCCGGGCCACAGCGUCAGCUCUGCACUUCCCCUCCACAUCCAUCAUCCAGCAGUCGAGCCCGUACUUCACGCAUCCAACCAUCCGCUACCACCACCACCAUGGGCAGGACUCACUGAAGGAGUUUGUGCAGUUCGUGUGCUCAGAUGGCUCGGGCCAGGCCACCGGACAGCCCAACGGUAGCGGCCAGGGCAAAGUCCCGGGGUCAUUUUUGCUACCGCCGCCGCCUCCAGUGGCCAGACCUGUGCCCCUUCCUAUGCCUGAUUCCAAAUCCACCAGCACUGCCCCAGACGGCGCCGCCUUGACUCCUCCAUCACCUUCAUUCGCAACGACAGGCGCCUCCUCUGCCAACCGGUUUGUCAGCAUCGGACCCCGGGACGGCAACUUUUUGAACAUCCCACAGCAGUCUCAGUCCUGGUUCCUCUGAUAAGAUCGACAAAAGAAACAACACAAUGAAAAGAAGAGGUUCCUCAAAAGGGGGGAGAAGAAAUUUUGAGACAUGGAAAAAUCCCCCAGCCCAGCCCCACCGAAAAGCAAAAAUUAUACGUCGUCAGCCACUCAGCCCUUCUCUCCUCCCUCCCGGGGACCCCUGUGGGCCCCAGAAAUUGCCCAAUUCUCGGAGAGCCCUUGGAAAGGGUCUCGGUGGAGCUGUGUGCCAGCAGCCAAGCAGAAAGAAACAUGCAAAGCGGACUCUGUCAAGUAGAAGACAGAAAGAAAGGAUGAGACAGAACUGCCUUCCUGCCCACCCACCCAGCCCCAGCCUUCUGGGGAAGGAACAAAAUCCCCAAACAAAGCAACCAGCAUAGUUCUGAAGGGGCCUGGCCCCCAUCCUCGCCCUUCUUAGGGGAACCCCACCCUCCACUGGGCUUGGAGCUUCCAUAGGGAGCUCGGAGGACCAGCUUGUAAAGAUGAUGGGGGCAGAUCCUUCGGGCUUUCCUCUGUGGGCUCUGCCCCUCCCUCACAGCCUUGGCUCCGACUUCUUCCUCAGCUGCUCUGGACCAGCGAGGGAGGGCUUCCCCCGCCCCACCCUUGGGCUGAAAGCCCCCAGGUGGGCAGGGGGUGACCCCUGGAGCUAGUUGCAUGAGCCCAGAGACGAAGGUGUUCUGCCACCCCACCCUGAACCGCAGGGGCAGUUCCUGGACCGACCCCUCUGUACAGUCCAUAGGAAAAAGUCGGAACGUUGAGCUCACCCCCCAGCUCAGACAGGCCCCCUCUUCCCUCUCUCCGCAGGCCAGGAGGGCCACUCUCCUGCCACGCAACGAAUGAGGGGAGUCGGGCCCCAGGUCGCCCCCGCACCCCAUCCCUGCAUGCAGGUGCCCUCGCUCUGCCCCAUUGGUCCCUGUCCCUGCCCCUCAUGCAAUCAGCCCUGCUGGGGCCAGGCCGGAGAGUGGAGCAGAGAGGGGAUUCCGGAGCUGAGCGAGGAGGACGAGGCAGCCGUUGCUACUGUCGGCUAAGCCACCACCUGCGCUUAGGUAGGCGUCCUGCUCACCGCCGACUUUCAGUUCCUUUGGAGGGUGUUGGGUGUCAUCCUUUUCAAGUGUUUUGGAGCUUUCUGCCCUCCCCCCAUCCCCACCCCUCCCAUGGCCACUUCUCUCUGGAUUUUAGCUGUAAUGUCUUUGCUCUUUAUUUAGGGGUGGGGCAUUCAUUGUUUGGGUCUUUUGCUAUUGCAAUUGGGAACUCCUCCAUUUGAGCAACUUGGGAACAAUUUGGUAACACGCCACACCACAGGAAGUAACUCUCCCCCCCAGCCCCCUCCUCCCCCAAGGGAUGGUUGGGGGGCCUGUCCAGAGGGUCUUCAGAAGCCUCCCUGGGAGGGAGGUGGAGCAUGAGCACACCUAGCUCCUCUCCAGGGUGUGACUUGGCCCCUCUGGCUUGUCUUUCUGUGCCUUACUCUCUCCUCCCUGUGUCUCCCCUCCCUGGCCCCCUUGGAGUCCUUGUGCCUCUCUUUUUCUUCACUGUAUGAAAACACAAAGCACAGGUCAGGAUCCUCUGAAGGUCAAUCAAUCCAACAUUGCACCACGUAGGGGUGGGUUAUGGAUUUUAUUUAUUGUGAAUCUAGUGUGUGAGGCUGUGGCCCACAAGCAGGCGAGGGGGGAAGAGAGGGAGGGCCAUUACCUGGGGCUGAAGGGGCCAGGAGGUAGUGCCUCCUCAGGUGGAAGAUGGCUGGCCCCAGGGGAGCUUUUGUUGGAAGUUGAGGGAAACCUCCCCCAUUCCCCCAGCACGCAGCCGAUCCCAGGGCUGAGGGGUGGGGGAUUCCCACAGGAGCCUCCGGGGGUGGGACGUGGGGAGUAAGGCCCCAGGGCUGGGGGGCCGGGUGGGCCGGGCGUAAUGCGCGGUAAAAGUGCAAUGAUUUUUCAGUUCGGUUGGCUAAACAGGGUCAGAGCUGAGAGCAGAGCGGAAGGGACCUCCUGCCUGGCUGCACGUGCCCCUUCCCUCAAAGACAAUCGGGCCCGCAGACGCUGUAGGCCUGCGGGCGUCGGGGCCUGCGGGGUACCCCCCACCCCGGGCGAGGUCGGAAGCUGCAGGCCAGCUGGGCCCGGGCCGGAGCGUGCCCGGCGGGGCUGCCCCGGCAGGCGGGGGUUGGGGGGUGCUCCUUUCUCACGUGGUGUUGUCAGGGGCAGGCGAGGGGCAAUGAGGGCGACAACAGAUGUGGGGACGUGUUAGGAGAGGGAAAAAAACCCACAAAGAUAUAUAUGGGGGAAAUGAACUUUUGUUUUUUUCAUUGAACCAAGUGCAAUGCAUCAGAGUUUUCCUAUCUUUGUAUGUUAAGAGAUUAAGAAAAAAUUCUAUUUUUGUUGUAAUGUCCUCGAGGCUCUGGGGACGCUAAAAGAACCGGGCCUGCCCCGCCCUGCGUGGGGAUAAUGAAAGCUGAGUGUUUUUCCUUUUUUUUUUUUUUUUUUUUUUUUCUGUUUUUAGUUUUUCUUUUUCUUUUUAAGUCGUUUUCCUGUGUUGACGAGGAUGAUCUGGGGUUUUUAUUUGUUUCGUCGUUCGUUCUCGGUUUCGGUGGGAGGGCUGAAGGAAACGUUCACAUUUCAGAGUUUAAAAAAAAAAAUCCAACACCUCGACAUUUAAGAAAACCAACACAAGAUCAAAAAGGAAAAGGACGAGAGAAAAUUAUUUUUAAGAUAAUUAAACAAAAACCCUGGUGCUUCUUACAUUAUAAAGUACGUUUUAAAAAAAUCCACAAACUAUUAUACAUAAGUUUAUGAAUCAAUUAAAUAUCCUGCACUUGUUAGGAACAAGCAUAUCCCUUCUUUGUUGAGUUUAACGGAACGGGACAGCGGCGUGCGCCCGGCGGCUGGGCUGCUUCAGCCGCGGGUCUCCCCGGGCGCCCCCUCCCUGAGGCCCAGCGCCCCCUCCUCGCCCCGUCCCCGUCCGGGUACCGGGGCGCGGCGGGGGUCCCCGGCCCCUCCCCCGCAGAGGUCAAUGCCAACGAACAAACGUCCCCUCCCUCCCUUCUUCCACCCCGAGCGCCCUUCUUUGAGCCAGACGCCAACUUGACCCUCACCAGCAUUAUCAGGAGCGCGCUCAGCAAGUUGGUAGUUUCCUCUCCCUCCCCGUCCCCGGCGCCCCCCCACUCAACAUCACUCUUUCCACCCGCGGCUCCCUUCGGGGAGCACCGGGAAGGCUCACGCUCCAGGACAGGCCCAGCCACGCUGACAGGUCGAUUUGCCCAGGCCCGCGCCCGCACGCACGCACGCACACGGCCCUGCACACAGCCCCGCCCCACCCCGCAACGAGCCCUGUCGACUGCCUUACACACCCGCCCCCGCGCUGGCCGGCAGACCUAGUGCCUUGUUCUCACCCCCGUGCUGGCGGAGCGGACGCCGCGCUCUGGGUCCCAGAGGGGCCGGGUGGCUCAGACGACCCACCACUUCCCCACCCCGACCGUGCUGAACGGACCCCCCCACACGAGAGAAAAUAAAGGAGCAAUAAAGUCACGAGAACUUUCGUCCCCCAAUCGAGAGCCCGAGGGGCAUCCCAGCCCCGCCUCUGCUCCCCACACCCCACCCACCCUCGGGGCGCCCCCCUCCCCCCUCAAGCCAGCCUGGGCCAGCCCCGUUCGGCCCCUUCCGGGAGAUCCGUGCGCCCGACCAGCACCAGCAUCGCGGACCGCAAAGGCCGCCCGUCCCGUCAAACAAGUUUCUUCUUAGGCUAAGAAACGCAGUAUAUACGAGUAUCUCUAUAUAUAGUACUAAUGGAUUUGGUGUGCUUCCCCCUUAGCGUCCCCUCCCUCUGCUCCUCCUUCAGCCUGGUCUUCCCUUCUCUCUGCCCUCCACCCCCGUCUCUGCACUGAGAUACAUAAGAAACAAGGGUAGUUUACUGUCUGUUUUGUUUUCUGGGUUUUCAGUGUCCUAGCGGAAUGCAAGUAGGCAGCCAGCCCGUCUGUCCCUCUCCGCCCCGCCCCGCCCCGCCCCCGUCACUGCGCUUCUGUUAUACCAUCUUUGCCUGACUCUCCGGCUUCUUCAUUGAAUGGCUAAUGUGUAUGUGAAAUAAAUAAAGAAAAACAAAAGCAAGA
This is a messenger RNA of Cynocephalus volans (Philippine flying lemur), 6001 nucleotides long. It is a transcript of the gene NFIX, whose product is annotated as nuclear factor I X. Gene Ontology annotation, molecular function: DNA-binding transcription factor activity, RNA polymerase II-specific; RNA polymerase II cis-regulatory region sequence-specific DNA binding. Lineage: Eukaryota; Metazoa; Chordata; Mammalia; Dermoptera; Cynocephalidae. Gene Ontology annotation, biological process: regulation of transcription by RNA polymerase II. Bases 425 to 1909 code for a protein of 494 amino acids. Gene Ontology annotation, cellular component: nucleus. The record is from RefSeq and is a predicted model, not a curated record. The transcript has 11 exons.